Messenger RNA from Sycon ciliatum, 2434 nucleotides. RefSeq lists its product as uncharacterized. Bases 164 to 1678 code for a protein of 504 amino acids. NCBI's taxonomy places the organism in Eukaryota, Metazoa, Porifera, Calcarea, Leucosolenida, Sycettidae. The record is from RefSeq and is a predicted model, not a curated record. Gene Ontology annotation, molecular function: calcium ion binding. The transcript has 7 exons.
GCUGCUGUAUCCCAUUACCCACUCCGCUGUUCUUGUAGGUCAAAUCGUAGGACUUUAUGCUCCUGGUACAAACCAAUUUUCACCGUACAGAGUGGCGUUCGGAGAUGAACAACAUACAGAAAAUGUGACGGAUUACUUGCCUUACUGUCUUGUUGCUCACGGAAUGGGACCAUUUAUUCGCCUCGAGACGACUGAUGCCAGUUUGGUUUUGGGUGUGGUCGGUAGCUUCACAAGCCUAACGGGAAUGACUUUGAACACCACAGAACAUCCCAUAUUUGACACCUCAUACACUGGAGUGUACCAUUGCAGAACCGCUGAUAGUACCUCGGUACAGCUCUAUCACUUGGACAUUAUAGGUCCAAUAUCUCGCUCACAGUCUUCCCCUACGUCACUACAACUGAACAAUAGUAAUGCCACCUACAAGAUACCUUGUAUUUCAAAUGGAAGCCACUCCCUCAACGGAUCAUGGACAUCAACAUUGCCUCUUCAUUUCCAUCUUAGUUCGACGACAUAUAUUAUAAAUAUGGAGAAUAUGUUCAAAUCCGUUUUCAGUUUUCAAGGGGAUGAUCCAAACAUUGCUGCUAAUCGAAAUGAUCCAUCAAGUUUUUACUUCAAUGUAACAUGCACCACUUGGUAUACUAGAUCUUUCGAUUGCAAUGGAACUGGAUCCUCUCCUCCCCGUCCUCAAAGUGUUGUUGACAGAUGUACAAAAGCGACUCAGCCAUUAUCAACCACUACGACUAUAAACGUUCCAGCCACCCACUGUGCCCCAUUGGACACGCUCAUUUCCGAUGUCUUCAUCACGCCAUCAACACCUAACACAAAAGGCACCAGAGUGAUGGUGCCCUGCGAUCAGAUUUACUGUCCCAGGAAUGUAAAGCAUCAGUUCACUUGCCUACCAAACGGAUUUUGGACAAUUCGUGCUCAGUUUACGCAUUGCGAGAAGAUCAACAGCACAACAAUCCAAGCCAUUCCUAGAAGUACUAUUGGCACUAGCGUAACUGCUGCGUGCAGAGAUGGCCAUGCCAGUAUUAAUGGACCAGAAACGGUACAAUGUUUGACAGAAGGAAUCUGGAGUACGUUGCCAACAUGUUCAGCGACUCACUGUGAGGCCAUUGAAGGGUCCACGAUAAGCGACAUUGACGGAAUAGCCAUUGGAGAGUCUGUCACCGUGAAGUGUCGGAGUGGAUAUGAUAACAUGGUUGGGUCAAGCACUAUCCAGUGUAUGGCCGACGGAAAUUGGAGUUCGAUACCGUCGUGCUUCGACAUCAAUGAAUGUUUAAUGGAAGAGACAUUGUGUUCUGACAACUGUACUAACCUUACACCUGGAUUCAUGUGCACGUGUUCAAAUGGAACUGUUGGUUGCUUUGGACAAAAAAUGGCACAGACCAUUAUUCCUUCGUCGUCAAUAACAACGGAAAUGCUGAUUGGGAUGUUGGUUGCAAGCUUGGUACUAGGCGCCCUGAUUACAGCCCUAUUCGCGAGAAUUGUGCAUAUCCGCUGCACAAACAAAAUCGACUCUAACAAGUCCAAUGACAAUUUGCAGGGCAGCUCUCCGGCCAUGCCGAAUAAGGUUUUCACUGACGAGCAGGCAGCCGAGACGGCAAUGACAAGCAGCGACGCGUACGGAGUCGCUGUCAGCACCGACGAACAUAACUAUGAUUAUGUGAGGCCUUGAAUGAGGCAUGGUGCAAAUAGUUGUGAGUUUCGCUUGUUACGUGUUCACAAAUAUUCCCUUUCCGGGUCGUGAACGCGACGUGUAACAUGCCUCAAUACAUGAAUGUUUCCCCAUUUUCUGGCACAAUUCCGGACGUUUUAUGCACCAUGCAUCAAGUUUUCCGGUUUUACCACCAGUUCCCGCAUUUUAUGUCAGUUGUAAUCUCUCCAGCACCAUCGAUCACUUCAAGCUACCCCUCUUCUCUUUUACUUAUUAAACCUUGGUAGUUAAUGACCAAACGAUUGUCAGAUUCCGCUCAAAACCCUUCUAUAAUUUGCACGAAGCACAUCUGGAAAAUUCCGUGAAUUAUAUUUCUUUUCUUUAUACUUCAAUUUCAGGUAAUCGGGUUAGGUACCACAAGUUGUACCAUGAUCUAUUAUUGAGGGUACCCCGCAAGUGCUAUUCCUCACGGAUCGAGCUGAGGACAGUUCAUGUAUUGCAAAUUUUGCAGUUGGAAAUUAGGCGAUUUGCAUUGACCGUUUCAUUAAAUAUUCAAUUUCGUUAAUCACUCUUUUCGUAUUUCGAAUUAAACUUCGGACCUUUCACUCCACGAUUCUAGUUUUUCUAGCUCAUGCAUACUCUUUUUCAUGAGUGAGUAUGGCUGUGACUGCAUACCCAGCCACCGGAAAUAAUAUUCUGGUCUUUAUUCACUCCUGUACCGAUCCCAAAAAAACAUGCAUACCCGUGAUAUCGAAAAUGUUCCAUUUCUCAUGAUGC